Molecule: messenger RNA, 2667 nt
Organism: Salvia splendens (bonfire salvia)
Lineage: Eukaryota; Viridiplantae; Streptophyta; Magnoliopsida; Lamiales; Lamiaceae
Product: cleavage and polyadenylation specificity factor subunit 3-II
Exons: 15
Coding region: 459-2549 (696 amino acids)
Biological process (GO): snRNA processing
Cellular component (GO): nucleus
Molecular function (GO): RNA endonuclease activity
Source: RefSeq, a predicted model, not a curated record
AGUCCACUCUUUAGUCCAAUCUUAAACCCUACACACUUCAAACUCCCUCUCUCUCUCUCAACUCCCUUCUCCCUCUUGCCUCUGCCGGUCACGCCGGCGCCGACCACCGCCCCUCUCUUCCUUCUUCCCUCUUCUUCUUCUUCUUUCUUUUCUCACUCUCUCUCUUGGCUCCCUCCGUCCGACUGGAAACCGCCGCUGCUCCGGUCACCGCCUCCGCCUCCGCCGCCAUCGCUCGGGAUAAAUUAAAAGCGAUUGAAAACACAUUGAAAAGGACCGAGAAGUGUCGUCUUUUGCCGGAUUUCGCCACCACCGCCGGGCUGCCGCCGCCGAGCUUCUGUCGCCGCCACCGAGCUGCCGGAGGGCAGAAACUCCAGCCAAUGCAUGAUUUCUUACUUCCUCAAGAUUAAAAUCAUGAAACAGAAUUUUAGUGAACGGGUCGUGAGUGCAACUGCCUAGAGAUGGCUAUCGAAUGCCUUGUGCUCGGCGCAGGGCAAGAAGUGGGGAAGAGCUGCGUCGUUGUGACAAUAAAUGGCAAGAGAAUAAUGUUUGAUUGUGGAAUGCACAUGCGCUACAAAGAUCUUCGCCAAUACCCGGAUUUUUCUUUGAUUUCAGAUUCUGGUGAGUUUACCAGUUCACUCUCUUGUGUGAUCAUAACACACUUCCACUUGGACCACAUUGGAGCUCUUCCAUAUUUUACUCAAGUUUGUGGAUACGAGGGCCCCAUUUACAUGACGUAUCCAACGAAGGCCUUAGCUCCACUGGCGCUCGAGGAUUAUCGAAAUACAUUUGAAAGAGGAGGAGAGAAAGCGCAAUUUACUUCUGAGCAUAUUGCAGAGUGUAUGAAAAAAGUGACUGCAGUGGAUCUAAAACAGACUAUUCACGUUGAUAAAGACAUCCAGAUUCGAGCCUAUUAUGCAGGGCACAUUCACAGCCAUCGUCGCCCCAGUCGCCCCGACCGCUCCGAGCGCGCCCCAACCGCCCAGAGCGCGCCCCGACGGCGCCCCACGUAUCUCGCUCGGCUCACCCAUGUUGGGGCGAAGCCGACCUCGAUCAUGGCGACCCUCGCCCCGGGCGCGUUUUUGACAACACUGCUACAUAGUACUCCCCUCCAUCCCAAGGUUCUUGGGGCUGCAAUGUUUUAUGCCAAAGUGGGUGAUGCCUCUUUGGUAUAUACAGGUGACUAUAAUAUGGUGCCUGAUAGACAUCUUGGUGCAGCUCAAAUUGACCAACUGCAGCUAGACCUUGUUAUAUCCGAGUCAACUUAUGCAACAACAUACCGUGAUUCAAAAUAUGUCCAAGAGAGGGAAUUUCUAAAAGCAGUUCACAAAUGUGUUACUAGUGGAGGCAAGGUUCUAAUUCCUUCAAAUGCUCUUGGGAGGACUCAGGAACUGUGUUUGCUAUUAGAUGAUUAUUGGGAGCGGACAAACCUUAAGGUGCCAAUAUACUUCUCUUCAGGUUCGACUAUACAAGCAAAUCUGUACCAUAAAAUUCUCAUCAAUUGGGCAAGCCAAAAUGUCAAGGAUACUCAUGCUAGACACAACGCAUUAGACUUCAAAAAUGUCAGGAGUUUUGAUCGUUCCCUGAUAAAUGCUCCUGGACCUUGUGUCCUUUUUGCUUCACCGGGAAACCUUAAUGGUGGCUUUUCUUUGGAAAUUCUCAAGCACUGGGCUCCAUACAAAGAGAAUCUUGUCAUGCUACCAGGAUCUUGUUCGAAUGGAAUUAUAGGAAGCAAGUUGAUGUCAGCCAAGAUACCGACACAAAUCAAGCUUGAUGAGAAUGUCAAAACCGAUGUGCGAUGCCAGAUUCAUAAGUUAGCUUUUAGUGCUCAUACCGAUGGCAAGGGAAUCAUGGACCUUGUUACGUUUCUCUUGCCUAAGCAUGUGCUGCUUGUACAUGGAGAAAAGCCUAAGAUGGCUGCGCUUAAAGAAAAAAUCCAGUCUGAAUUGGGAAUUGAAUGCUGUUAUCCAGCAAACAAUGAAACUGUGACCAUUCCUUCAACUCAUCACAUAGAAGCCGGUGUGUCUGAUGCAUUUCUGCAGAGUUGCAUGGCCCCCAAUUUCAUGUUUUGGAAAACCAAUGUUGGCUCGGACGAGAGAACACCUCCUAUAUUGCAGGUUCAUGAUGACCGAGUGGGUCAAGGGAUGUUAACCCUGCAGAAUCCUAGAGUCUUUACUCAAAACGAAUUGAGGGACGUGUUAGGAGUAGAAAAUCAUCAAGUGAAGUUUGCUCAUUGUUGCUCAGCAGCAUAUGAUUCAGAAGUUAGCAAUGCUGCAUCAGAUUGGUCGCCUUCAACGUCUCAAAAGAAUUCUUUGCUGCAGCUGUUGUUCGGAUUAGUUUCCGGAGAUUUUCCUGAUUGUAUUAUGCAUGAUUGCCAAAAGGGCAUUCAGGUUGGGUCGUUUGUCGCCUCUUUGUGCUCGAGGGAAGAAUGCCCGAGCAGCAACGCUGAUGCACUACAUUUUCGCUGUACAUGGUCUGUGACUGAAGAGGAACUUGCUUGGAAAGUUAUUUCACUAGUGAAGAAUGUCAAGUUGAGCAGGGAAAGCACUUGAUUCUUUCUGAAAUUUUUGAUGGAUUUCUUGUGACAUUAUUUAAAGCUCCAGUGUUCUUGAUACAAAAGAAAAAACAAACUUGAAGGAAUCUACUUUUAUGAUCAUUGAUUUAGUGUCA